CCUUGAACCCUGGAUGUGGUUGAGCCAACCGAUCUCUGUCGAGGUCCACCGUGUGCACAACUAUGGUUUGUCCGUAGAUUUCAGGACUACCGCCUUUGAUCCCCGAUCCGAUCUUUUCCCCUUCUCAUUCAUGUCUUAAGAUAUACCUAUCAUACAGUUGCCUACUUGAGCAUUGCAUCUGGAGUUUUGGUUUCAUAGAUUUGAUACUAUUACUCUUAUUAUUAUAGAUUCUAUAUAUAUAUAUAUCAAUUCCCUCCACCGUCAAAAUGCACGAAGUGUCCCAUAUGGGCUCUCGUGCCUUCAACCACGAGCAAAGCAGUGAUGCAGAAGCCGAAUACGAUCGCCUCCGCGACCUAGCCCGCCAGGAGGCCCAGAAGCGCGGUUCAUGUUUCCAACGGUCUCAAGAAGCGUACGCCGACGGUGAUGGCGCAAAGGCCAAGGAAUUAUCCGAGCAGGGCAAAGCCCACGGCCGCAAGAUGGAGGAGUACAAUAAGCAGGCAUCUGAAUUCAUCUUUCGCGAGAACAAUGCCAACGGGCGUGUGGCGCCCGAUACCAUCGACCUGCAUGGACAAUUCGUAGAAGAGGCGGAGGAGAUACUUGAGGAGCGGAUUAAAUAUGCUAAGGCGCAUGGCCAGACCCAUCUGCAUGUCAUUGUCGGCAAAGGCAAUCACUCUGCCAACCACGUUCAGAAGAUCAAACCUCGCGUGGAGCAAGUCUGUCGCGAACUCGGUCUCCAGUAUGCGACGGAAGAAAAUGCAGGACGUAUCUACGUCAAUCUUACCGGCGGGCCGGCUGAUAUGUCUGAGGCUCCGCUGCACUCUGGUUAUGGCCAGUCUCAUAGCCAGUAUCCUGGCCAGCAGCAACAGCAACAUCAUCAUCAACAACAGCAGCAACAGCAACAACAGGCUGAUCCCGUCGAGCAGAUGGUCAACGCGAUUCUUCCACGUGUGUUGCGCAAGCUGGAAAAGGCUUGUUGCUUGGUUAUGUAAAUUUUAGGGGACUGAUCGGCACUCACUUAUGUUCUUGGUUCCCGGGCUGUGAAGGAUCAGGUAACUUUUGAUUAAUUUUAUGGAUAUAUAGUCUUGCAGGGGACGAAAUUACCUGCCUUACGACUGGGAUAUUCACACAAAGUUUGGAUUGAUAUACCCAGGGUGCUUAGAUUUUUGCUUUAUGAAUCAGUUUAAACCAGUUUACCGAAUGUUAUAUUUUCACUAA
Molecule: messenger RNA, 1215 nt
Organism: Aspergillus alliaceus
Lineage: Eukaryota; Fungi; Ascomycota; Eurotiomycetes; Eurotiales; Aspergillaceae
Product: Smr domain-containing protein
Exons: 4
Coding region: 267-989 (240 amino acids)
Source: RefSeq, a predicted model, not a curated record